UCUAUAGGAGAGAAAAAUCAUAGAAAAACAUUUUCCGUGUCUUUGUUUAUUUCUCUAGCCCAACGACACGGGGAGAGAGAGAGAGAGUGAGAGAGUGAGAGGCUGUUGAAGAAGAUCUUGUCAGAUCGGACCGCAAAGUAUGAUGAUACGGCGGUUUCUUCCUGUCAAUUGUACUUUGGAGUACCUGUGUUUUCUUUCCCCUUUUCAAUGUUGAGACAAAUUGAAAAGAAAAGGGAAAUCUAAACGGAAAAGGAAAAAAAUGACGAGUAUUCUUUAUAUACACACCCACACACACAACUAAAACUUGAGUUGUCUAUUGAACUGAUCCUUCAUGUACUUGUGAAUUUUUGCGGUUUCUCGGCAGGUAUGGAGUUAACAGCCAUUGUAAUGGGAAGGGAACUUACAGAUCUACACAUGGAAAAGAAGCCAAAUGGUGUCGUGGUGGCUUCAAAUGGAGUUUCUCAUGAUAAAGUUCUUUUUACACCAGAAAUUUCAGAAGAUAGUGUUGAAGCAAAGGACUAUGAGGUGAAGGAAUGUACUGAAGAAAACUCAGUUGCUGACCAAUACCAUGACAACCAAGAAGUGUUAGGUGUUAAAAGAACAAAUCUUGAUCCCGGUGUGCGUGAGGGGAAAUCUGAGAGACCUGGGGCUCCUAAACCCAGUGACAAUAUGAAGUUGAGCCCGCAUGCAUCAAGAUCCGCUUCUGUAGGGAACGGGCGUAUCUACACUAUUCCACAGCCAUUUUCUCUGGCAACUGACAAGCGUGGUGUAUGCACACAUACUGUUGGGUCUGAAAAUCCUGUUAAUGGUGUGACCUAUUCACCGAAAGCUAACAAUGCGCAUUUCCCUCAAUCUACAAAGAAUUCACAGCCAAACUCACCUCUGUCACUAAGGAAGCCCUUGCAAUCUUAUACCAGCAAGCAUCAUGAUGAAGAAGAUAGUUGUUCUGUCGCUUCCUCUACUGCUGCAUCUGUGCGAACAAUUAAAUCUAGGGUAACUAUUGGAGCAGCUCCAUCAUUUAGAAGUGCUGAACGUGCAGAGAAACGAAGGGAGUUUUACUCAAAGUUAGAGGUGAAACACCAAGCUAUGGAGGCAGAGAGAAGUGCGUAUGUGGCAAGGACCAUGGAAGAGCAAGAAGCAGCCAUCAAGCAACUUAGAAAGGGCCUGGUGAUCAAGGCAAACCCAGUACCUAGUUUCUACUAUGAAGGCCCUCCACGGAAGGUUGAGCUCAAGAAGUUACCAUUGACACGGCCUAAAUCACCGAAACUAACACGGAGAAGGAGCUAUGGUGAUGCAACAAACUCAACAGAUGAAAAGGGAGGAAUUUGCAGCCGAGCACACCGCCACAGCCUUGGUAAUCAUAAUGAGCAGCCUGCUACACAGAGCACUCCCAAAGGUAAAUCCCGCCAUAGCCUUGGUGGUCACGAGGAGCUUGCUACCCUGAACACUUCCCUAAGUGAUGGUCAGAUCAGUGGAACUAAUACAAAUGGAAUCUCUUGCAAAGUCAAACACCGUCCUGGGCAGGAAAAGGAGACAACAAAAACAGUUCUUCCUAAAAUCAAGGAGCAGACGAAUGCAGACAUUGCCGUUUGUUAAUGUACUUUGAGUCCUUCCUUUUUGUCUAAUUUCUAAGCGGGGGGAGAAAUUCUUCAUUUUUCUUUGUUAGGUUAUGGUUGUACUGAAGAGAAACUGCCUGUUUUCUUUCCAUCAUGAGGAAUGACUUGUGUUUAAGUGGAUUGCAUUUAUGUGAAAUUGUAUAUGCUUUGUUAACUUUA
Juglans microcarpa x Juglans regia is the source of this 1775-nucleotide messenger RNA. Its product is annotated as protein WVD2-like 2. The transcript is spliced from 8 exons. Gene Ontology annotation, biological process: microtubule cytoskeleton organization. The record is from RefSeq and is a predicted model, not a curated record. Lineage: Eukaryota; Viridiplantae; Streptophyta; Magnoliopsida; Fagales; Juglandaceae. The coding region runs from base 367 to 1596 and encodes 409 amino acids. Gene Ontology annotation, molecular function: microtubule binding.